GGUGAAACCCGAGUCCGGCUGCUUUUGUCUCAACUUUUCUGUCCACUGGAAGUUUAAUAAAGUGGGAACACGAAGUCACUGGAAACACGGGGAGCCUCACACUGGAUCUACUGCUCUGGCCGUGCGUGGGUGCGUGUGUGCGUGCCUUUUAUAUCUGUCGGACUGUGUUUUAACCGCGCGCGUGAGAGUUAGUUUUCGGGAUCUCCAGCACCUCCAGUUUCACCGACCCCUCUCCGCUCCCCAGGCCGCCUCUCAGAGCUCCUAUCCCGGCCUCGGAGGCAGCCGCGCCCCGCUGCCCUCCGCUGGAGGAGAACAAAGUGUCCGGAAUCGGAUAGAGAUGGAGGGAUGACAGAGAAGAGAAGAGAAGAGAGGAGGAGUGGAGUCGACGCACUUUAACCCACUUGUGCUGCUUUUUGCUCCUAAUUCCAACUUGCGAGGCGUCCAUCUUGGAAAAGUUUCCUUCUAACGUUACUUCUUCAUCAUCCAUCAGGCGGAUCCUUUUCUUUUUUUUUUUAAGUCUGUUUUUGGGCUCAAAUGAGGCGCGCGCGAACGGCCGAGAGCGAGCCGAGCUGACGUCAUAGCCAGUGAUCGAUAGGACCGAUCGGCUGGGUUCGGCUUGUGUUCGGCUGUGUUCGGGUGUGUGGUUGUUUCGUGGUGGAUGGAGGGUGAGAGGGGGCUUCGGGCCGUUGCUGCCCCGGGACGGGCCUCUCUCUGCGGGCUGCCGCUGCUCCUCCUCCCGCUGAUCCUGGUGACCUGCUGCCGGGCAGAGGAAGAGGUGCUGUUGAACACCAAGUUGGAAACGUCUGACCUUCGAUGGACGACCUAUCCUGCUGACGACCCGCAGUGGGAGGAAGUGAGUGGAUUGGACGACGAGUCUAACAGCGUACGGACCUAUCAGAUCUGCACUCCGGACAGCGCGGCCUCCUAUUGGCUGAGGACUCGCUGGAUCCCCCGCAGGGCGGCGACCACGCUCUACGUCGAGAUCCGGUUCACCAUGAUGGAGUGUUCCGGUCUGAACCAGCGCCCGUGUAAAGAGACGUUUAACGUGUACCGGUACGAGAGCGAGAGCGACGAGGCCACGCCCACCCACCCGUCCUGGAUGGAGAACCCGUACACCAAGGUUUCCACGCUGGCGGCCGACCACCUGCUGCGCCGCGGCGGCGAGCGCCGCUCCAACGUCAAGCUGCUGCGCCUGGAGCCGCUGGGGGGGGCGGGGCUGUACCUGGCCUUCCAGAGCCAGGGCGCCUGCAUGGCGCUGCUCGCCGUGCGCGUCUUCUACAGGAAGUGCCCGCCGCUCCACCGCGCCUUCGCCGUCUUCCCCGAAACCGUCCCCCACUCUCUGGUGGAGCAGGCUCAGGGCGUGUGUGUGGAGAACGCCGUGACUCCGCCCGGCGAGCAGUCGCGUCUUCCCAGCAUGCUUUGCGGCGAGGACGGGCAGUGGGUGGGGCAGCCGUCGUCCAGCUGCGCCUGUCGCCCAGGAUACGAGGCGGGGGAGACCGACGUGCGCUGUCGAGCGUGUCCAUCAGGUCAGUUUAAGGCCGAGUCAGGACCAGGGGGGUGUGGUCUCUGUCCAGCCAAUAGCAACACUCGAGUCCCAGGCUCCGCCUACUGCCCCUGUAACCUUGACUACCACCGGGCCGACUCCGACCCGCCGCACGCCGCCUGCUCACGCCCCCCCUCUGCCCCCCGCUCCAUCGUGUCCCAGAUCAACGAGUCCUCCGUGGUUCUGGAGUGGAGCGAGCCGCUGGACCGGGGAGGACGGGGAGACCUCAACUACAGGGUGCUCUGCUACAGCUGGGGGGACACAGACCAGGGAUUGGCCAGUUCCUAUUCCCCGUGUGAUGACAGCGUCCUGUACCGGCCGGCGCAGAGCGGGUUGACUCAGCGCCGCGUGGCGGUCUGGGGACUCCGCCCACAUACCAGGUACACCUUCACCGUCCAAUCACUGAACGGAGUCUCCGCUCUCAGCAAAUCAGAGCCGGCCUCGGACGGAGUCAACGUCACCACCAGCAGAGACGUUCCCCCCCCUGUGUCUGGUCUGAGGAGGACAGCAGCCUCUGAGUCCAGUCUGUCUCUAGAGUGGAGCGCUCCGGUUCUCCAGAACCAGCACCAGAUCCUGGACUACCAGCUCCGCUACAGCCCCAAGGAUGGUGAGGAGGCGGGCCAGUGGCAGUACGUGUCCAGCAGGUCUUCUUCUGUGGUGCUGACGGGGCUGCAGCGGGCGCUGCGGUACCAGGUCCAGGUCCGCGCCCGCUCCCAGGCCGGGUACGGGUCCUUCGGGGCGGCGAGCGCCUUCAGCACACUGCCAGACGGUGUUGGUCACUCUCAGCUGGUGCUGACGGGGGUUCUGGUCUCCAUGGGGAUCCUGCUGCUCAUCGCCGUGGUGAUUGUCGCCGUGUACUGUUACCGGAGGAGGGUGAAGGACUCUGAGAUGAGUGAUAAGAGUGGACACUACCAGAUGGGACAGACGAUGAAGGUGUACAUCGACCCGUUCACCUACGAGGAUCCCAACGAGGCCGUCAGGGAGUUCGCCAAGGAGAUCGAGGCCUCCUUCGUCAAGAUAGAGGAAGUAAUCGGAGCAGGUGAGUUUGGCGAGGUGUGCCGUGGCCGUCUACGCGUCCCGGGCCGGAGGGAGAACUACGUGGCGAUCAAGACGCUGAAGGGCGGCUACACGGAGAAGCAGAGGCGGGACUUCCUGUCGGAGGCGUCCAUCAUGGGCCAGUUCCAGCACCCCAACAUCAUCCACCUGGAGGGCGUCAUCACCACUUCCUGUCCCGUCAUGAUCCUCACGGAGUUCAUGGAGAACGGGGCCCUGGACAGCUUCCUCAGGAUGAAUGACGGCCAGUUCACCCCCAUCCAGCUGGUGGGGAUGCUGCGCGGCAUCGCCGCGGGGAUGAAGUAUCUCUCAGAGAUGAGCUUCGUCCACCGAGACCUCGCCGCCAGAAACAUCCUGGUCAACUCCAACCUGGUCUGCAAGGUUUCAGAUUUUGGUCUCAGCAGGUUUCUGACUGAGAACUCCUCCGACCCGACGUACACCAGCUCUCUGGGCGGGAAGAUUCCUAUUCGCUGGACGGCGCCUGAAGCCAUCGCCUACAGGAAGUUCACGUCGGCCAGCGACGCGUGGAGUUACGGCAUCGUCAUGUGGGAGGUGAUGUCAUACGGCGAGCGGCCAUACUGGGACAUGAGCAACCAGGACGUGAUUAAUGCCAUUGAGCAGGACUACCGGCUGCCCCCCCCUCCAGACUGCCCCUCCUCCCUGCACUCUCUGAUGCUGGACUGCUGGCAGAAGGAACGAGCCAAUCGGCCGAGGUUCUGCGACGUGGUGGCAGCGCUGGAUAGGCUGAUCCGAAACCCCACCUCCCUGAAGGUGACGCUCGCCGAGGGACGAAGCCUGUCCCAGCCCCUGUUGGACCAGCGCCCCCCCCCUCCCCUCUCGGCCUGUGCGUCUGUCUCUGAUUGGCUGCGAGCGAUAAAGAUGGAGCGCUACGAGCAGAGCUUCCUCCAGGCCGGCUUCAGCAGCCUGGACAUAGUCUCCCAGCUCAACACAGACGACCUGCUCCGAGCGGGCGUGACGCUCGCCGGCCACCAGAAGAAGAUGCUCUCCUCCAUCCAGACGCUCCGGAUACACAAAGCCCCGCCCCCUCUGCUCUACUGACCAAUCACAGCCCAGACCGCAGCCCUCAGAAGCACUGACUGUUUCUCUAACUCACCCCAGCAACAUGUAGACCAAUCAGAGAGCCCGAGGACGGCUAAGACUCCGCCUCCUGGUCGGUCUGACCAAUCAGAGAGCCCGAGGACGGCUGAGACUCCGCCUCCUGGUCGGUCUGACCAAUCAGAGAGCCCGAGGACGGCUAAGACUCCGCCUCCUGGUCGGUCUGACCAAUCAGAGGGGAAACAGCUGAAAGCACAGAAACACUAAAUACUUUCUGCAGGAAGGUCUAACGUAACGUUGACUCAGGUGCUACGGGACUCAGGUGCUACGGGACUCCGCCUACUUCAUCCUGACCAAUCAGAGCCGAGGACAGAGUUGGCUGCUUUAACUUCCUAAUUUUUCCGGAUGACAUCUGCCGUCCGCCGCUCAGGAAAACCAAAGCUCCUCCCCCCUAGAGUCGGGGCCUUCAACGAAGAGCAAACGCACGUUUCCUGGGUGAAAGUAUUAGAAAUAUAUGAAAAUAUAUCAGCCUACAGUCAGACAGUGUAGUGGAAUUCUGCGUAACGUCCACGAAGGUUAAAGUCCAGGAAACCCGAAGCUCUGCCUCCCUUAAAGGACAAAUCCGGCACUAAACCAACCUAGGGGUUAAUAACAGAUGUGUCCCCACUCUGUUGUUCUCUAGGACGUGUUUUCAUGCUAAUCCUAUGAGUUUGUAGCUUGAAAACAAGCUAGCACGGGCCGCUGGUUAGCU
Messenger RNA from Sander lucioperca (pikeperch), 4403 nucleotides. It is a transcript of the gene ephb4b, whose product is annotated as eph receptor B4b. Gene Ontology annotation, molecular function: protein binding; ATP binding; transmembrane-ephrin receptor activity. NCBI's taxonomy places the organism in Eukaryota, Metazoa, Chordata, Actinopteri, Perciformes, Percidae. The coding region runs from base 659 to 3655 and encodes 998 amino acids. Gene Ontology annotation, biological process: central nervous system projection neuron axonogenesis; cell surface receptor protein tyrosine kinase signaling pathway; protein phosphorylation. The record is from RefSeq and is a predicted model, not a curated record. The transcript is spliced from 21 exons. Gene Ontology annotation, cellular component: neuron projection; plasma membrane.